UGACCCCUGACCUCUGGUCCCCAUCAGGGCUGAUCCAGGGAACUGAAGGAGGCCUGUCGCCUAGGGGACCGUCGCCAUGGCCGACUGGAACCUGCUAGGGAAGCUGCUGGAGGCCGCUCAGACACACUCCACCGUGGUGGGCAAGGUGUGGCUCACCGUGCUCUUCAUCUUCCGCAUCCUGGUUUUGGGCACGGCCGCCGAGAAGGUUUGGGGCGACGAGUCGUCGGGCUUCACCUGCGACACCAAGCAGCCUGGCUGUCAGAACGUCUGCUACGACCGUACCUUCCCCAUCUCCCACAUCCGCUUCUGGGUGCUGCAGAUCAUCUUCGUGUCCACGCCCACGCUCAUCUACCUGGGCCACAUCCUGCACCUGGUGCGCAUGGAGGAGAAACAGACGCAGAAGGAGAAGGACCGCGAGGAGGAGGAGCCGCCGGCGGCCGAAGGUGCAGGAGGAGGAGGAGGAGGAGGAGGAGGAGGCAAGGCCAAGAAGGGGCCGGUGAAGGACGGCCAGGGCCGGGUGCGUCUACAGGGGGAGCUGCUGCGGACGUACGUCUUCAACAUCAUCUUCAAGACGCUGUUCGAGGUGGGCUUCCUCGUGGCCCAGUACAUGCUGUACGGCUUCCAGCUGAAGGACAUGUACACCUGCGACCACUGGCCCUGCCCCAACAUGGUGAACUGCUACAUCUCGCGGGCCACCGAGAAGACCAUCUUCAUCCUGUUCAUGCUGGUGGUGGCCUGCGUGUCGCUGCUGCUCAACCUGGUGGAGAUCUGCCAUCUGGGCUUCACCAAGUUCCAAAAGGGCCUCUGCUUCCUCUGCCAACGCCCGAAGAACGCGGAGCCCAGCGAGACACCCAACUACAACGACUACACGGAUGCGCCGUGGCGCACUGAGAACAAGAGCGACAGCGGCAUCGGCGGAACCUUCGAGAGACCGGAGAACAAGCGAGGGAACGGCAACAAAAAGACGCGGGACGAUGACCUGAAGGUCUAGAGGAGGACGGGGUCAAGGUGGAGGUGGAGGAUCUGAAGGUGUAGCGUAGAACAAGCCAAUGGCCUGCUGCUGCCAGUUAAAGGGGAGGUGAAGGGGCAGAGGUGAUCGGUGGAGACGCUGUGUGUUUACAAGCCAUUAAGGCUGAGUCUCAUUCCUUUGCUUUAAGCAAAAUCUCAGCCCCUAUAUGCCAUUUGAAUGUUGCAUAGGCAUUUUCUUUAAACAAGUACAACCACAACCACUCCCCUCGGCAGCCGACCUGGGGGAGCCUGGCUGCCCGGCCCCGGUCUACGGCCGGGGAGCUGCUGGGCCCAUGUCCCAUUUUGUUCAACAAAAUGGGGCAAUGAUAUCCAUAUUUUCCAUG
Molecule: messenger RNA, 1352 nt
Organism: Gadus morhua (Atlantic cod)
Lineage: Eukaryota; Metazoa; Chordata; Actinopteri; Gadiformes; Gadidae
Product: gap junction alpha-3 protein-like
Exons: 1
Coding region: 77-991 (304 amino acids)
Biological process (GO): cell-cell signaling
Cellular component (GO): connexin complex
Molecular function (GO): gap junction channel activity
Source: RefSeq, a predicted model, not a curated record